UGCGCACGCGCACAGAGGUUAUCGAAAUAUGGCGGCCAGGUCUUACGAAAAGUACUGAGAUCUGCUUCAAUUUCGACAAAUUCGCGCAGGUCGGGAGCCACAGUGUGCGUGUGGGUGUGUGUGUUGCGUAGCAGCGUAUCAGUGUUGUGGAGCUGCAGUAGCCAAUGAGCAGCAUGGGCAGGACAGCACUGAAAGAUCAGAAGGAGAGUAAGAAGGAGAAGGCAGGCAGGAGUACUCCUGUCAGCACAGGACCCGGACCAGUUAAAGCCCCCGAAUCAUUCUCAUGGGAAGAGUAUUUGAAGGAGACGUCAUCCACACCUGCCCCUCCCAGCUGCUUCAGACAGUCUCGCCUCCCUCCAUCAAACGACUUCAAGGCUGGAAUGAAGCUGGAGGCUCGCGACCCUCGUAACUCCACCUCCGUCUGCAUCGCCACAGUGAUGGGCAUAACGGGCAUCAGGCUCCGCCUACGCCUGGACGGCAGCGACAACACCAACGACUUCUGGAGACUGGUUGACUCCUCAGAUAUUCAGCCAAUAGGAACGUGCGAGAAGAAUGGAGACAUGCUGCAGCCCCCGCUGGGGUUCAGGAUGAACGCCUCCUCAUGGCCGAUGUUUUUAUUGAGGACACUGAACGGGGCAGAAAUGGCACCAGCGUCUGCGUUCAAAAAGGAACCUCAGAGGCCCUCUCAGAAUAGUUUCAAGCCAGGGAUGAAGCUAGAAGCAGUGGACAAGAAGAACCCUUACCUCAUCUGUCCUGCGACGAUUGGCGAUGUCAGAGGUGAAGAGGUGUUUGUAAUGUUUGAUGGCUGGAGAGGCGCGUUCGAUUACUGGUGCCGUUACGACUCCAGAGACAUCUUUCCUGUGGGCUGGUGCGCGGUGACCAAACACAGCCUUCAGCCGCCUGGGAACAGCAUCACCCUCCCGAAGCCGCUGUCUGCACCCUCAUCUUCCACUUCCUCCUCCUUUUCUUCUUCGCCGUCCAAGCAGACACGGCGCUCCAUGCAGUCUUCGUACCGCUUGCCCACACCGCUGCCCCAGCUGCCUGUCCGGAAGGGCGUGAGGGGCCGGCGACCCAAAAGCGAGACCAUCGCCCUGCUCAAAGCCCUGGCGGCAUCAUCAGGCUCUCAGAGUCCAGGGGCUCAGAUGAGUACCACGGCACCUGAAUCCACCCCACAGCUCGUCCCACGCCCUUACAAGAAGAGAGGACCCAAACCGGGCAGCAAGAGGAAACCCAAACUCCUGCAGAGCUCUAUGUCAGCACCAGCAGGUUCAGACUCCAGACUGCCAUCUUCUCAGGUGUCCAGGGAUGGUCUGUCUCCACUAAGCCCUCCAUCGUCUGUGGUGUCCACAGUGUGCGUGUACGUGAAUAAGCACGGGAACUGCGGCCCGCACCUGGACCGUAAGCAGGUGCAGCGGCUGCCUGAUCACUUCGGACCCGAGGCGGUGAACCUGGUGCUGCAGCAGACGGUGCAGGCGUGUUUGGACUGCGCCUAUCAGCCCAAAGUGCUGCUGGGGUGCCUGCAGAAUCAGCCAGACGGGGGAGAGGUGGUACGAGUGCGGACGGACGGAGGGACACGGAUGGUGAAGCUGCCGUCAGCAUCCAGCGCCGCGUUCGUUCUGCGGUUCCUGGAGAAAGUGUGUCGACACCUGCAGUGUGAUAACCUGUUCAGCAGCCAGCCGUUCAGCCCCUAUAGCAGCUACGACAGGAGCAAGUCAGUGAAAGAGGAGAUGUCCGAGGCGCCGGCACUAAACAGAGGAGUAAAGCGAAUCUCUCGAGACUCUCCGCCCUACUCUGCCCCCCUUUCCCCCAAGAUCCUCCACACAGAUACACACCCUUCUGAAGCUGAGACUCUGCCUCCAGAAGAAAAUGGUUUACUGAAAGAGCAACGCUUCAUGGACUCCGCCUCCAACUCCAUGACCCCCCGCCCACAGACGCUACGAAGCACCUCCGAAUACCAGUCUCAACCCAGCAGUCCAUACUACCAUGGCAACGGCCCUCCCUUGCGCCGCCACGCCUCCAACCCCCCCACUCGCACCCACAGAAGAGUAGAAGCUGCCAGCUCCACUACAGGUCCAGAUGCAGCAGCAGCAGAGUGCGAGACACCCAGAAUUCCCAGCGGCAGAAACCCUUCCUCCUGGUCUAUAGAGGAAGUGAUGCAGUUUGUGCGAGACGCAGAUCCAACGGCGUUGGCGCCGCAUGCUGAGCUGUUCAGAAAGCAUGAGAUUGACGGUAAAGCCCUGAUGCUUCUGAGGAGCGACAUGGUGAUGAAGUACAUGGGCCUGAAGCUUGGCCCCGCCCUCAAACUCUGCUACCACAUCGAGAAACUCAAACAGGGCAAACAGUGAGGAUUAAACACAAACACAUGCGCACGCGCGCGCACACACACACACACACACACACACAGAGUGAAGGAUUAAACGCAGGCGUAUAGGUACAGUAAUGGUCAGGUUUACAGUACUCGAUUAGACUCAGUAUUGGGUGAAGCUCAGCAGUACUGAAUUAGGUUUAAAAUGCCGGAUGAAGCACAGCGCAGGACAGAGUGAAACAACAUGGAGUCACGGACGUGCGCUGCUUUUCAUCCAUCCAAACCACCAAACAAAACCGGAGACAGACAACAAGGAAUGAUGGACAGCAGACUCUUUGUCGGGAGUAAACUCUGGGAUGGACACGGGCAGCGAGAAAAACGGUCCUACACACACUACCUGCCACUGAGAGAGAGAGAGCGAGCGAGAGAGCGUUGAGUGACACGGAAAUGGACUCUGUAGAUUUACACAUAUUGAUUAUUUUAUCACGUACAUUUCUCCUCGUGUACCCCACAAAACCACAGCUGAACAGAUAUUAUUUGGCUCAUUCUCGGCAUGUGGUUUUGCUACGAGUGUAUCAGGCACAAGCCGCAUAGCUAAAAACUCAUAUAUCGUAUAUAUGUGCAUCUUCUUGUCCUUUUUGUUCCUGUUUAUGUUCCACUCUGGGUUUUUUUUUCUUCUUCUUUUCGCUCAGUCCUCAACCGGUUCAUGUCCACAUGAAAGCUAUCAUUCGAAACGUUUUGUUUUUUUGUUUUUUUUGUUUCCUUCCCCCCACCCCAAAGAUGUUGAUAUUUGCUACAUCGGUGCGUGGAGAAUCGGUGUGACGUUGUAAUGUGAUGAACACAUUCUCCUCCCUACCUCCUGUCUGCACACAGAGACAGUCCACUCCUGCAGAUUCACGACUGUGAAAAGCAAACGGCGCUGCGAAUCAUUUCGUCUCUGUUUUGUUCUCUUCCGUUUGCGAUCCGGACGCCGUGCUGUGCGCUUGCAUUUGUACUUUUCAGUGUCUGGCGUGGGGUAGCUGAUCAUAAAUCGGCCCCGCCUCCAGCCUCUUGCACAGCUUACCAAAUCCCAGUAUACGCUAUACAAUACAGAAAUCAGAUAUAUGUAUUUUGAAGUCGAGAAACAUGAACUGAAUCAGUUGUAGAUGAUUUGCUUAAUAUGCAUCGAAAUAAAUUGUAUUUUAUUAAGCAUUGUAAGUCACGUUUCCACCUGCUGAGGUGGAUAAAAAGGAGUACGAUGUUUCUAAUGUCAUUUUAUAAUCUCCCUAAAGUUCAGUUUCUGGCACAUGAGGCUGCAUUCACAACAUUUUGGCGUCAGUCGUUCACACUGAUGGCGAAGGAAGGUGGCUUAAGAAGUGCCAAGAGCUGAAAUUCGACUCUCCGAAUCUAUAAAGUCGGCUCACGGGCAGCAUCAGCGAACCUCACAACGCCACAGUUACCUUCGCGAAAUGUGACAAGUUCAUCACUAAAGCCUAGGUCACAACCGGACAUACGAUUUUUUGGCCGUGCGAUUUUUGGCGUUUCCCAAAUCGCUGCGUUUUUUUUGUUCGUGGAGAAAGACGCACGUUGGCUGUAAGUUUGUCUUGCAACCUGGAAAAACCGUAAGCGCCCAUAGAGUUUGUUUGACAUGACAAAGAACCUCUGCGGCCGGUCUACGGCUCGAAAAUCAGCACGUCACACGCGCACCCUCCGUGCGUUUCUUGCGUUUUUUGCACGUAGACCGGCCGUAGGAGCACGUACGGCCGGUUGUGACCGAGGCUUAUAGCAUAAUAGAUUAGUGCUAAAUAUUGCUUCAGACUGCUCAAAAUACUCCUCAUGUUAUUCAUAUAUACACACACACACACACACACACACUUAUAUACAUACAGUACCGUACCAGUUAAAAGUUUGUACACCCCAACUCAUUCAUAGGUUUUUUCUGUAUUUUGACCAUUUUCUACAUUGUAGAACAAUACUGAAGACGUCAAAACUAUGAAAUAACACAUGGAACAUAUAUGGAAUUAUGUGGUAAAUAAAAAGUGUUAAAAAACAAAAUAUGUUUCAUAUUUUUGAUUCUUCAAAGUAGCCAACGUUUCCCUUGAUGACGCUUUGCACACUAUAGAGGCUUUGCACCAUCACGUGA
Messenger RNA from Neoarius graeffei (lesser salmon catfish), 4427 nucleotides. RefSeq names its product sex comb on midleg-like protein 2. Lineage: Eukaryota; Metazoa; Chordata; Actinopteri; Siluriformes; Ariidae. Gene Ontology annotation, cellular component: nucleus. Gene Ontology annotation, biological process: regulation of DNA-templated transcription. The transcript has 15 exons. Gene Ontology annotation, molecular function: protein binding. The record is from RefSeq and is a predicted model, not a curated record. The coding region runs from base 165 to 2345 and encodes 726 amino acids.